This is a messenger RNA of Exophiala mesophila, 2254 nucleotides long. RefSeq lists its product as uncharacterized. Lineage: Eukaryota; Fungi; Ascomycota; Eurotiomycetes; Chaetothyriales; Herpotrichiellaceae. The transcript has a single exon. The record is from RefSeq and is a predicted model, not a curated record. Bases 386 to 1852 code for a protein of 488 amino acids.
CGCACCUCUACCGAGAUUCCCUCCUUCUCCUUCCAACUGGUCAUAUUUCAAUUUGCUCCUCAUCACAUCUCACUGCUCAUGUCCUCACAUUCUGCAGCGUUUCAUUGCUUCUAAUCUGGUUGUUUUGCAUCAUCGUAUCCAUUCAUUUCAACUUUCCACACACGAGCCGAGGUCAGCCUUUUUGCCCGAACCAAUUUGACAACACAUACGAUCACGCGCCUUGUCAGCCACGACGGUCUUGAGACCCUGCUAUCUCUGCGUUGGAUUUGUCCAUGCCUACUUUCCCAACCUGACUAUUCUAUCGCAGCCAUUUUCUACCUCGGCGCAAUCGAUUUUGGAAUCGGGCGGGCUCGAUUUCAUCUCCCAUUGAGAUCCCAUCUCGCUCAUGGCUCCAGAUUCCCCAACUCAUGCAUUCGACCCAACUCCUGCUCUCGAAAAAGACUUGGAUAACUUCUCUCCUCUAAACCAGCGAGCAGCGACUCCCUCUCUUCCUGACGAUGCCGGUGGCGAUGGAACCUCUAAGACCGUUCGCUUCUCGCACCCUUCCUCCAUGCCUAGCCAAGGCCGGCACUCGAUUGCGACGACAACCGUUCCGCUACUAACGCAAGUCCCUUCGGCGAGUGCAGUUCCCAAACACCUCUUCACAAUUCAAAACCCGAAGCCAGGGGUGGACAUCACCUUGUACAUGGAUCAGUGUAGGAGAUGGAAUACUCAACUAAGAGAGGCACACGACAGCGAGCGCAAGGCCUGGGAAAUAGAACGAACCGCACUCAAGGCACGCAUUACAGAGUUGGAAAUGAGUGUAAAAAGGGCCAGAGAUCCAAAGCGGCGGUCUAGUAACGACUCUUAUGGGACAGGCCAACAGUCACUGAGAUCACAGUUUCCAACCUUCAAUGCUCCUUCAAAUGGCACCAAUAAGGGGUCCAUUUUGGCUGAAUCCGGAAACCUGACAUCCCUGCCCGUGUGGAAAGGGCCCGAGUUUACACCUCCAGUGACCAGGGUGUUCUCGAACGAUGAUGACCUGGAUAUCAAUCAUCUUCCAAGCAUUUCGGAAAACGAACCAAUGGAUCCACUGGCCAAGGAAGUCUCUCCAGUAGAGAGCGUGCCGGUCCCCAUUGAGCAACUAGACAGUUCUCUCGACGGCAUCACGCUCAAGUCGUCUGCUCUGACCUCAUCCUUCAACAAAGUAACCAGCCCUUUAAUCCAUUCGCCUCUCCAGUCGCCCUCGGCUCGACCCAGCGCUACAGCGGCUGGACUUUUGCAGGUUGACUUCAAGGGCCUUUUAUCUCCCUUGGACGAGAAAUUGAAGCGACACGCUGGUCACACGCCAAUGGCAUUUAAUGGGACCAUUUCGACAAGUUCGGCCAGCUCGGAGAGGGUGACACCCAGACAGGAAAAGCCCGCAGCUCCUGUACCUACGAGAAGACCGCCACUUCGGCCGUCUGAGAAUUCCGACUCAUAUUUUUCCUUUACCUCGGAAGCCGUAGAUCACAACAACGGCGCUCCACCAACCAUUCCCGAAGAGUCGGAAGAAACAGACCUGCAAAACGACGACGUACAUGACACAGACGAUGACCCCGCCCUUACCGGUCCGCUCAUGCUUGAUGCUGCAGCCAGAUCUGAAGCGUCCAAUACAUUUCUUGAGAUUGUGGAUGCCAAGUUGUCCGUGGCUGCAGCGCGACGCUCUAGAAAAGAUUCGUUACUAUCAGAUACAAGUCCCGAGUCAUCGUCCAAUGCAAAACAACCUGAAGAGCCAGCGGAGGGGAAUGAUGAAGAGGCGCCAAUGCUGAAGAUCAAGAACAGUAUGAACUUUGGGAGCGCGUGGGGGGGUGAUAUGCCAGGCCGAAUUUGAGGUCGAAGAUUCUCCUUCGAGCGUGCUUGGCAACACGAAAAGCGUUCUGGGUGAUAGGAGGAAUUAUUGUACAGGAGUUUCCUUUGACACAGAGCGACGGAGCCGAGGAGCGAAGGGUGAAAAGUUUGCAAGUUGGCCAUCCUGGGAGAAUCCAGGUGAUGGAUGGGUGAAAUACCACAGAGGUAGUGGGUCUGGGAACCGGCUUUUGAGAGGAGCCGGGGGUCAAUCCAGUGUCAGUUGUGCCAUGGCAUGAUUAUGGUCAAUAUGUCAGCCUUCUUGUCACUGCGAACCUGCAUGGGGGAUUUAGUCGAGUGAUGGAAAAAUAGAAAGACCCAAAGGGCUUGAAGAGAUUAUGUCAGGCUGGAUUUCCCAUUAGAGAUUGACGAAGCCCUUUGAAAUGGA